Durusdinium trenchii is the source of this 3095-nucleotide messenger RNA. The record is from the annotation of a GenBank genome assembly. Lineage: Eukaryota; Dinophyceae; Suessiales; Symbiodiniaceae.
AGGUGCCCCAGUAGAGGGUGUAACUUCUGCACGUCACACGCGCGUGGAGACUGAUGGCCUCAGGAAUGCACGCUGCUGCCCUAGGACAACUGGGGCCUUGCAAGCCCAAAGCCCUCGCCGCUGCGGAUGUCGGGCUUGAUGCGACCGAGCCGGUGGAAAUCGUGCUUCUAUCCGAGGAGCGUUCACAACAGGCGGCUCAAAUCUUGCAGCUCAAGGGCCUCGAGUCCAGACCCAUGGUUCAGGCACGGAAGAUGCUGGCCUGCGGUGAGAGGCCCACACCAGAGCCGAGGUCUCAAAAGUUGCCAGUGGAAGUGAUGCGAGAGGCCCAAGGGCGACUGGGGCGAUUCCUGCAACGCCGCGUUCCUUUGCUCAGCUGGACACGCACGGUGACGGGCCAAUCCUUGCGAGCGGAUCUGAUCGCCGGCUUGACGGUCGGCGUGAUGGUCAUUCCGCAGAGCAUGUCCUACGCCAGCAUCGCAGGACUGCCCUACAUCUAUGGCAUGUACGCUGCGUGUGUACCAGGCAUGGUCUAUGCUGCCUUCGGUCAAUCGCGGCAAUUAGCUGUGGGGCCGGUGGCCAUGGUGUCCUUGAUCAUGAACGCAGGCUUGGAAGGUCCGAUGGCGGAGAUCUGCCCUGGAUGGGAGCCUGGUCAUCACAAAGAAGGCGAAGGACAGAUCCACCUUGAUGAGCAGAUGCAGGAGUACUGUACCAAUGAGUACAUCAAGCUGGCCAUUUUUACCUCUGCCAUCAUGGGGAUCAUCCAGAUUUUGGCGAUGGUUUUGAGGAUGGGCUUCCUGGUGACCUUCCUGGGCCAUCCGGUCACCAGCGGCUUUACCUCGGGCGCGGCCAUCAUCAUCGGCUUUAGCCAGGUGAAGUACAUGUUGGGCGUCCACAUGGACAAGUCGCAGUAUGUCUACAAGAUGGUGGCAGAGGUGGCCUUGAAGCUGAAGGACACCAACUGGAUGACCUUGCUUCUAGGCCUUGGAUGUGUGAUCUUCCUGACCUGUGCCAAGUUGGCUUCUAAACGUUGGAAGAGGCUCUCACUGGUGGGGCCGCUGGCUCCACUGUUCUGUUGCACGGUUGGAACUUUACUGAUUUGGCUUUGUGUGCCCUUGCGGGAGACCUACGAGGUGAGCUACGUGGGUCAGGAGAAGGAGAUUCCGGCCGGGCUCUUUCCAGUCAGCGUGGGCGCAUGGAACUUCCAAAAUUUUGCCAAGGUACUCCCAACCGCAUUGUCAUGCGCUUUGAUCGGCUACAUGGAAUCAAUUGCGAUUGGGAAGAACCUGGCGGCCAAGCAUGGCUACGAGUUGGACGCGGGUCAGGAACUCUUCGCCUUGGGCCUUUCCAACUUGGUGGGAUCCAUGUUCUCCUGCUAUCCUGUGACUGGCAGCUUCUCUCGAUCGGCCGUGAACAAUGCCACUGGCGCGCAGACGCAGAUGGCGGGGCUCGUUACUGCCCUGGUGAUGCUGUGCACCUUGAAAUGGUUGACGCCGCUUUUCAACUUCCUUCCAGAUUUUGUGCUUGCGGCAAUUGUGAUAAGUUCAGUGGCGCCCUUGGUGGCCUACACCGAGGCCAUCAAACUUUGGCGGGUGAAGAAGAAUGACUUCUUCCUGUGGGUGGCAGCCUUUUUGGGAACACUCUUCCUGGGUGUCCUCACAGGCAUCGCCCUGGCGGUCGGCCUCUCCUUGGCCAUUGUCAUCUACGAGUCCGUGAGGCCCCAAAUCACCAUCCUUUGGCGCUUGCCGGGGACCACGAUCUACAGAAAUGUGAAGCAGGAGAGCAGUGGAGCCUUUGUCCCAAACGUCUUCAUCGCACGCAUUGGAAGCUCCAUAUACUUUGCCAACGCCUUCUUCAUCAAGGAAUGGCUCCAAGAGCGCAUCCGGGCGCUGGCGAGCGUGAACCGCACCGAAUACAUCGUCCUGGAGAUGACCUCGGUGGUGAGCGUGGAUUCCACGGCAUUGCACGUCCUAGAGGACCUGGUGCUGGACUUCCGCUCGCAGGGUGUGCACAUUGCCAUGGCCAUGGUGGGCAACCGCCUCGACCGGACCUUCCGCAAGGCUGGCUUGACCAAUUUCGUGGGAGAAAAAUGGUUCUUCCCCAGCGUGCACGAUGCGGUGGUGGGCUGCUUGCGCCACCAAAAGGCGAAGCGGAGGUUGCUGGCCACUCGCAGUGUUCUCAGCAACUCCUUGGCCGGUGCGACCGCCAGCACGGAAUGCAGUGCCUCAGAGGCGGCCACCGUGCAGACCGACGCUCAGUCUGAUGUGGAGAAAGGGGUGCCAGAGCUACCAUGGAGCCGAAGCCAAGAGGACUUGCUCCAUAUUGAAGACAAUCCCGUGACCGUGGGCAACGAGAUUGGCUACAGUAACGAUGUGCAUCAUUCCUGCACUGUGAUCUUCAUCAACCUAAUGGAGGACGUCCCAACCAUCAUGAGCGAUAUCACGGCGAUUUUCCAACGGCGAGGUCUUACCAUAUGCCGUGCCAACAUCGAGGCCAUGGGUGAUGACGGCAUGAGCACCAUGUGCGUGGCACGGCCACGCCGUGCAGCUCAUGUCUACCAUGUGCGCAGCCUGCGAAGCCAUGGAAAGCUUCAGGAUGAGGAGCUUCUCGACCUCAAAGCAGAGUUGAAGGCGCUCAUUCAUCAUCACAUGCAUCGCCCUGACCUGGAGUUGUGCCGGGAAGCUAAGGCUGUAAGGACUUUAACUACAUUUCAACUAGCACGACUGUAAAGACAACUCAUUCGGGUACAUGGCAGGGUAUAUUGGUUUACCUAUGCUUACCUUGCACAGGUUGGACUUCUGCCAGAAUCCACAAGCCUGAUGGGCUGCACACGGGCCACACAGGUUACCUGGUUUGUGGCUUCAUCCCGCGUCCUGUGGCGUUCUCAAGUCGUUCAUUGCGGGAGUUGUCUUCGCUAGCGCUUGCACAGGUUGGAACCUGAGAGGCGACCUGGUCAUGGGAUUCGCCGAUGGCGUUGUUUUCUCUUUACCAAAGAACCAUGUUUACCCAUGAUUCAACCUCAAAUCAUAAAAAAACCAUGGAAAGAGUUGGUUUCAUUUAGCCUAGAAUCCACAUCGGUCCAGGCUACAAAGGAUUCU